AUGUCAGACUCUGAAGAUUCGGAUUAUGCGCAGCUUUCUGGUGAGAUGGAUUCAGAUGAGGAGGAUACUUCGGACUGUGAAAGUAUUUGCUUGGGCGAGGAGAUUUCAAAUGAGGAAGUGGAUUUGGAACCUGUAGUGACAUUUGGUCGGGUACAGAGGUCAGAGAUGUAUGAGGAUUCGGAAGCGGAGGUAUCAGAUAAUACCUAUAUUCCUCCUUCUGUGGAUAAUGUACCGGAAUUUAAGCCCUUGCGUUCUGAGUUUUCUUCUCACACUGCAGAGGCAAAAAACCUGCCUAUCGGCCCCGGGUCCAACUUUAGUUUGGCCAGCCCGCUUUCCUUCUUUAAACUCUUCGUUUCCGAUCAGGAAUUUGAUCUUUUUGCUGUCAAUACGAAUGAGCAUCGCGGCCAUAGAACAAUACCAAUGGCCAGGAUUGAUACUGCGCAACUCACGCAGCUAGCCAUAUCGGAGGCCAGAAUCGAGAUCAACCCAUCUGAUCCACAGCUACAUAACUUGCCCCUACUCAUUGCAGUGGCCGAAGGAGAUCAUACAAAGGUUAAAGGCGAUCUUGGGAUGGUUGACAUUCUUUUAAGUCACGGGGCAGUAAAGUACAAGUGCCAACCAGUGACUGGUGACUUCAUUAUCAAGAGUGCUAUCAUCGGUGGGAAUCCGGCUAUUGCUAAUAUGCUUUCCGAAACUAGGUCGAGCUUAGUAAAUAUAGACAGCGAACUCAAUGCUUUGCACUACGCUAUUGAGCUGAACAAAGAGUCUAUUGUUGAUUUAUUUCUCGAUACUGCGGCUGAAAGAGGGGAAGGCGAUCAGACCCAGAUAACUGCGGCUUUACAUCAAGCAACCCUCCUCCGCCAUGUGGAUAUUAUUGCCAACUUGUUAAGACGAGGUGCCUUACCGGACGAGACUGCAAUACGGUUGACACUUGCGAAUGGAAGGAUAGAUAUCCUCAAACUCUUAACAGGUGGCGACUGGGAGAACACUGAUGCUUUUUUCGGUGGUUAUACCCUACUAUGUAUCGCAGUGUCGUUUGCAGACAGCUUUGUCGUACGGAAACUUCUCGAGGCGGGCGCUUAUGCCAAGGAGCCUAAACACAUACGGGACUCUUUGGAAGAUAAUGCCGAGGUUGGCGGCGACCUAGAGAUUUAUAAUCUCCUCCGAGCGGAGCGUGUAGAAAUAGGGCAUUGCGACAUCGGUUAUGUAUGGAAUUACUCAUGUAUCAGGGAUGACUCAUAG
Morchella importuna is the source of this 1242-nucleotide messenger RNA. RefSeq lists its product as uncharacterized. Lineage: Eukaryota; Fungi; Ascomycota; Pezizomycetes; Pezizales; Morchellaceae. The transcript has 3 exons. Bases 1 to 1242 code for a protein of 413 amino acids. Gene Ontology annotation, molecular function: protein binding. The record is from RefSeq and is a predicted model, not a curated record.